AUGGAGAGAGCCAACAGCACGUUGGUCACUCAAUUUGUCUUCGUGAGAUUUUCCAACUCCCCACGUCUCCAGCUGCUCUUUUUCCACCUCUUCCUCCUGGUCUACCUCUUAUCUCUGGUGGGCAAUGCACUCAUUGUGCUCAUUGUGGCCCUGGAUGGUCACCUCCAUACUCCCAUGUACUUCUUUAUCUGCAAUCUCUCCUCGGUAGAGCUCUGGUACACCACAGUCACUGUGCCCAAAAUGCUGGCCAAUUUUCUCAGUUCCCCAGGGGUCAUCUCAGUUCCCAACUGCAUCACCCAGUACUACUUCUUCUUCUCUUUGGCUGCCACGGAGCUCUUCAUUCUCACCACCAUGGCCUUUGACCGCUAUGCUGCCAUCUGCCGACCACUCCACUACCCACUACUGCUCAGCCCUCAAACUUGUGGUAUCCUGGCUGGGGUCUGCUGGUUUAUGGGAUUCCUCUGCCCCAUGUUCCCCUCAUUCCUCCUUGCAAAAACCUCCUUCUGUACCCCCAACCAGAUCAACCACUUCUUCUGUGAUGCCGAUCAGAUUUUCUGCCUUUCCUGCACAGACACAUAUGCCAUCCAGGCUGUGGGCUAUGCUUUUAGCACUGUCAUUAUCCUAGGGACGCUGGUCUUUACCAUGGCUUCCUAUGCCCAAAUCCUGGCCACAAUUCUUGGCAUGGCCUCAGCUGCUGCCCGACGCAAGACCUUUUCCACGUGCACAGCCCACCUUUCUGUGGUCACCAUCUACUUCGGCACACUCAUAUUCAUGUAUGUCCGCCCAGCAGUAAAAUAUGAGUCAAAUAUCAACAAGAUUGUGGCUAUCUUCUACUCAGUCAUCACCCCACUUCUCAAUCCUCUCAUCUAUACACUACGUAACAAGGAUGUCAAGGAAGCCCUAAAGGUGUUGGUGUCCCGGAUGCAAAAAUUCUGCUGCCCAAGCAAGGAGACAAAGUGA
This is a messenger RNA of Sus scrofa (pig), 960 nucleotides long. Its product is annotated as olfactory receptor 6N2-like. Gene Ontology annotation, biological process: G protein-coupled receptor signaling pathway. Gene Ontology annotation, molecular function: olfactory receptor activity; G protein-coupled receptor activity. Lineage: Eukaryota; Metazoa; Chordata; Mammalia; Artiodactyla; Suidae. The record is from RefSeq and is a predicted model, not a curated record. Gene Ontology annotation, cellular component: membrane.